CUGUUCGCCUUCCUCCCGCCAGGUGCCAUCCAUGCGCCUGUGGGGCCCACCCGUGGCACCGACACCUGGGCCCGCUGCUCAGGAGCUUCCCCUUUCCCAUGCCCGGCUCCAGGUCCAGUCCCCCCAAGUGCCAACGCCGAGCACAAACCGAGCCUAGCCGUUGGCAUCUCCCUCCCCGAAGCCAUGGCCAUGGGGCGGCCCGUACGGCUUGUGCUGGAUGCCUCCCUCCUCCUCGAGCCCUCCGCCACCGGGGAGGCGGCGGCGGCGCUGCGGCCCGGGGUGGAGGCGCUUCUGCGGCGAUUGCGCUACUCCAAUCUGACAGUGGCAAUCUGCUAUGUGGAGAGCAUGUCGACUAAUGAGUCAGGCUUUCUUGAAAAGGUCGCAAGUUCACACUCCUUUGGAUAUAUGCCACUUCUUGCAAAAAGUGGGAAUUGUUCUCCAAACGAAUCAAUAUUGGAAUGGAGUCGAACAAGUUCUUGUUUUUAUGUCACUUCAAGAGCUGACAAAGGUUUAAUUUCUGAGCUUCAGAAUCACAACUGGAGAGUUGUUUCUGUAGGUAAAGAAUACAACAUAGAGGUUCCUGGGGUUUUAAAUGUUGGAAUGCUUCAGGAGUUGCUUCUCACUUUGGCUACUUUAAUAAAAAGGGAAAUAGGUGGCUCUUCUGUUCUGGUGAUUGGAUAUGUAAUGAAACAAUCCCGCGAGGAGGACUUUGCAAGGAGAGGAGCAUUUCCCAUAUAUCCUAGUAAGGAUGGUCUUAUCUUUGUUCCUCUCUCAUUCGAACUUCCUUUAAGUUCACAACUGCAAGAAGUUGAUAUGGUCCUCCACAAAAUAACUGAUGAGAUUGUCAAGAUUGAUCCAAACUGCUCCAUUGAUUUUCCAAAAGGCAUUUUAUUUUCUGCAGGAAUGUCUGAAAUUAUAAGGUUUGUGGAAGAGCGCCCUGAUUUUUGCAUCAUCGAUCCAUUUAAAAAUAUUUACCCGUUGCUUGAUCGUCUUCAAAUCCAAAAUAUCCUAGUCCGAUUAAAAGAACUUGGCACUGAAGGAAAGCCAAAACUUCGAGCACCAUAUUCUUUGAAGGUUGAUAACUUUCAUGAUGGUGAAUUAGAUAAGCAUCUAACAGAAGCUAAUUUGUCCUUCCCACUCAUUGUGAAACCACAAGUAGCUUGCGGAGUUGCUGAUGCCCACAAUAUGGCAUUAGUUUUUCAAAUUGAAGAACUUAGCAACCUUGGUGUGCCUCUUCCUGCGGUGCUACAGGAAUAUGUUGAUCAUGGAUCCAAGAUUUUUAAAUUUUAUGUAAUUGGAGACAAAGUUUUCCACGCGGUUAGGAAUUCAAUGCCUAAUGCAAGCUUUCUGAAGUCAUCAUCAGGAGGAGAACCUCUUACAUUUAAUAGUUUGAAGACUCUUCCGGUGGCUACUAAGGAGCAGCAACUGCAAACGAGGGUGCAAGACAGCAAAUCAGUGGAUGCUGAUUUAGUAGAAGAGGCUGCAAAAUUUCUGAAGGGAUUGCUUGGACUAACGAUUUUUGGAUUCGAUGUCGUUGUUCAGGAGGGCACUGGAGACCAUGUCAUAGUGGACCUAAACUAUCUCCCAUCCUUCAAAGAAGUUCCUGAUUCUGAGGCGGUGCCUGCAUUCUGGGAUGGAAUCAGGCAGACAUACGAGUUGAAGAGAGCGAAGAUCGUGUGGAGCUCCAAGGAUGGUUUCAGCAUUGCCGGCACGAUUUGGUCCUUUUGUGAUUAACGAUCUGCGCCCCUGAAGAUGGAUCGCGUGAAGAGAUUCACUGGCAUGGCAAAGGGCGUGUCUGCGGUCCCAGUUCGGAGAGAUGAAGAUGAGAGCUUGGUUCUGUUUGGGGAGCUGUACAGGCAUGAGAAAGAGAGGGAUGUGAACCUCCUUGAACCAAUGUUCUCAGUGGAGUUUGAAGCUGUUCAAGGAGAUGGUCGCAUGUUUAAGCUUCCUUCAGGAAAGAGGGAUUACCUCCUGCCAGAUGGUGAAAAGCAUGACUACGAUUGGCUCAAGACUCCUCCAGCUACACCACUAUUUCCAUCCCUUGAGAUGGAGGCCAACUCCUCCCAGAUGAUUUUUCAGAAGGAGCUGCCUAUCCUUCAGCCAGUCAGAACUUCAAGGUUCUCAAGCAAGCCUGAUGCUACAAGUGCAUCAACAUCGUCUGGAUCGCCUACCUCCAGCUCCACCAAGUCUGUAACUCCAACAGCAAGGCCCAGCUCUUCAUCAUCAAAGAAAAACCUCAACAGAGGAGCUGCUGCACCAUCUAAAGAGCAGGAUUCAGCUUACAGAAUAGAUAAGAGGUCCAGCUAUACACCUCUGACGAAUAGGCAGCACAAUUCAAUUCCUGCAGCUCCAAGUACUACUACUGCUACUACAGCCACCAAAGCAUCCAAGAAAACUUCAGGCGGCAAAUCUCAACCAUCAAAAGCAGCCAAGAAUGAUGCCAGACCGGACAAAGCAUCGAAGAACGUUACAGCAAUCACAACAAAACCUCGGUCGAAUGAUUCUUCAGUUGGUGCAAAGGAUAAGAAGGUUAAUGCUGGCACCGCCAGGAGACUAUCAGGCCCAUCCGCUGCAAACCCGGACAAUGUGCAGGCUACAGCAGCACUGAAAGGGAGGAGCAGAGCUGCCACCGGCUCUGUGCCUGCUACCCGUAAGGAUGGCGGUGCCACUGAUGCGGUACUGAAGGGAAGGGGGAGAGCAGGAGAGAAGGAGCAGAGGCCAAAGCUUGGAAGCCUUGCAAAGAAGUGAGGACAGUGGUUUCAGAAGUGAGGACAGUGGUUUCAGCUGAUAAGAGUAGAAUGGUUAUUCUUGUUUCAGGAUGGGAUGCAGAGAGGGUAACAUCCAUUCCACCCAAUAUAUGCAAAUACACUUGUUGGAAUGAACUUGAAGUUAUUUACAUUAUUUCGUUAUUUAUGAAAUACAUGUAACUCAAAAGUUCUUCACUGUUCAUGUUCUUGUGAUUGUGAUAUACAGUGUUCACCAUUGGUUAAA
Molecule: messenger RNA, 2991 nt
Organism: Panicum hallii
Lineage: Eukaryota; Viridiplantae; Streptophyta; Magnoliopsida; Poales; Poaceae
Product: inositol-tetrakisphosphate 1-kinase 6
Exons: 17
Biological process (GO): inositol trisphosphate metabolic process
Cellular component (GO): cytoplasm
Molecular function (GO): inositol-3,4,5,6-tetrakisphosphate 1-kinase activity; inositol-1,3,4-trisphosphate 6-kinase activity; ATP binding
Source: RefSeq, a predicted model, not a curated record